Orbilia oligospora ATCC 24927 is the source of this 897-nucleotide messenger RNA. RefSeq lists its product as uncharacterized. Lineage: Eukaryota; Fungi; Ascomycota; Orbiliomycetes; Orbiliales; Orbiliaceae. Bases 1 to 897 code for a protein of 298 amino acids. Gene Ontology annotation, molecular function: actin filament binding. The transcript is spliced from 3 exons. Gene Ontology annotation, cellular component: cytoskeleton. The record is from RefSeq and is a predicted model, not a curated record.
AUGGCAUCCGCAGCAGUUCUUCCAACCCCGGUCAACGGCACUUCUGUUGCCGUCGAAGAAAGACCAAAGAUGGAACAAGGACAGGCCGUUAAAAUGCCAACUAUCGCUGAUAUCGGUCCUCCAAAAUUUGACGACCCUUAUAAGGCGCGAGAGUAUUAUAAAGGCCGACUUACACUUGCAUUCAGAAUCUUUGCGAAAUAUGGAUUUGAUGAAGGUGUUGCUGGUCAUAUUACCUUCAGAGAUCCCGUUGAACCAACAUCAUUCUGGGUCAAUCCUUUCGGCGUCGCAUGGCCAACUCUAACGGCCGACGACCUUAUUCUCGUAAAUAAGGAAGGAAAAGUCGUCGAGGGCGGUAAAGUCCGUCUUCUCAAUGCGGCUGCCUAUAUGAUUCAUCACGCAGUUCACGAAGCUCGCCCCGACGUCAUGUGCGUCGCACACUCACAUUCCCUUUACGGCCGUGCAUUCUGCGCCCUUGGAAGGAACCUCGAUAUCACAACCCAAGAUUCUUGUGCUUUCUACAAUGAUAUCGCUCUUUACAAUCAAUUCAAGGGUACCGUCCUCGCCGCCGAAGAAGGUCGACAAAUCGCCUCCGCUUUGGGAUCUCGAAAGGCAGCAUUACUCCAAAACCACGGCCUUUUGACUUGUGGAAAAACUAUUGAGAGCACGAUCUUUUGGUUUAUGAGUUUGGAGAAGAGUUGUCAUGCGCAGUUGUUGGCUGAUGCUGCGGCUGCUGGAAGAGGUGGUGCUACAGUGAAGAUCGAUGAUGAUGAUGCUUUGGAGACUUAUAAGACUGUUGGAACGGAGAUGGCUGGGUGGUUUAGUGCGAAACCUGCUUUUGAUAUUAUGGAAUUGGAGAGUAGGGCUGGGUCCUUGUAUGGGAAUUAUUUGAAGAAGUGA